CAGCCUUUCUUUGGCGCUUUUUGACAUCGACAGCAACAGUACAACAGAGAGCACCGUUUCUCUGGUGUGAUCCAGUAUCUCUUCCAGCCCACCGCCAGAAAUGCAUCACUCUCAACUCGCCCCGCUGCCAACGGACUUGCCCUUCCGGAUAGUCUCCAGAACUAUCGGUCAAGGCGCCUAUGCUUGCAUCAAGAAAGCCUGUCCCAUCCGCGAAGACAACCCUGUUUUCGCCGUCAAGUUCAUCCACAAGGAAUAUGCCGCUCGCCAUGGCCGAAUUAGCGCUCGUCAGCUCCAGAUGGAGGUGACGGUCCAUAAGCAUAUUGGCGACCACAACAACAUCAUAUCCUUCUUUCACACGGGCGAAGAUGCCACCUGGAGAUGGAUCGCCAUGGAACUGGCCGAGGGAGGAGAUCUCUUCGACAAGAUCGAAGCAGACGAGGGCGUGGGUGAGGACAUUGCGCACGUCUACUUUUCACAGCUUAUCAGCGCGGUAAGCUAUAUGCACUCUCGCGGGGUUGGACAUCGAGACAUCAAGCCGGAAAAUAUAUUGCUGUCCGAUGACGGCAACCUGAAGAUUGCCGAUUUUGGGCUGGCCACCGUGUUCGAAUACAACGGCAAGACGAAGCUGUGCACCACCCUCUGUGGAAGCCCUCCCUAUAUUGCGCCAGAGGUGAUCACGUGUAGCAACAAGGGCCAGGCCAAGGGUAAAGGAUAUCGUGCGGAUCUGGCCGAUAUCUGGUCUUGUGGAGUAGUCCUCUUUGUCCUGCUGGCCGGUAAUACGCCAUGGGACAGUCCGACGGAGAACAGCUACGAGUUCAGUGAGUACGUUGAGAAAAAUGCGCGGACGACGGACGAACUCUGGAGAAAGCUACCGCCGGCUACCCUGUCGCUGCUGCGAGGGAUGCUCAAAAUCGAUACGGACAGCCGAUUCUCGAUGGAGGACGUUCGGAGACACCCGUGGUUUACCCGUCCUAACAAGUACCUAUCCUCAGACGGUAGACUGAGAGACCCGAUCAACCUGGCCACCACCAUGUUUGAGUCGCUCCAUAUCGACUUUACGCAAGAUCCUCUCGCUGGUUCGCGAAGCGGUACCCAAUCAUCCAGCCAGAUGGAUAUCGAGUCAGCAAACGAUAUCGAAGCCAGGCUUUCGUCCACUCAACCGGAGAUGCCAGCAGGGGAUAUGCUGAUGGAGUGGGAUGCUCCCUCGAACUUCGCCGCUAAUGGCAUGUCUUCAACCCAGCCGAUGACCAUGUCCUCUACGCAGAGUUUCCUCAUGGCUGAUCGUCUCGAAGAUGAGCCGUCGAUGUCCCAGUUCAGCCAGCACCCAUCAGUGCCGCUGAGUCGCACCCAGAAGGCCCAGAAGUUCCGAGACAUCGUUCCAUCACGUCCUAUGACGCGCUUCUUCUCCGCCUGGGCGCUGAAGCUGCUCAUCCCUCUCAUUUGCGAAGCUCUCCACCGGCUUGGGGUUCCCGUGCCUUCCAUCCCCAGCGUGUCUGCCGAAGACAGCUCUGCCGCAAUCCGGGUGGCCACCAAAGACCAGCGGAUGUGUGUGCUGCAGGGCAAGAUCGUCAUCGAGUAUGUCUCGGAGGGAUUGUUCGAGGUCGAAUUCCUGAAAGUCAAAGGUGAUCCGCUGGAAUGGAGAAGAUUUUUCAAGAAAGUGGCUAUUUGCUGCCAGGAUGCGAUCUAUAAACCCGAUAGUUGAGACUGGUGUUCUGGUUCUAUUUGUCAGUCAUUUACUAAAUUGGAGGGCUUAUGUACGAUAUAUGAUGGAGAGACGGCUGUACGACCUGUAUUUACGAGAUUCAAUGUGGACCGCUUGUACCGCUCUACAAUAUAGCUAUAAUAAUUGGUUCUAGAACAAUUAACUAACAACUGGUUCGUUG
Molecule: messenger RNA, 1883 nt
Organism: Paecilomyces variotii
Lineage: Eukaryota; Fungi; Ascomycota; Eurotiomycetes; Eurotiales; Thermoascaceae
Product: kinase-like domain-containing protein
Exons: 3
Coding region: 101-1702 (533 amino acids)
Biological process (GO): mitotic G2 DNA damage checkpoint signaling; protein phosphorylation
Cellular component (GO): nucleus; site of double-strand break; cytoplasm
Molecular function (GO): protein kinase activity; ATP binding
Source: RefSeq, a predicted model, not a curated record